AUGUGUCCGGGACAUGAAGCGAUCGCGGUUAUCUCCCCGUGUCAGGAUGCACGUUUCAAAACAAUGGCCCAAAAAACAGCCAUCAAGAAAGGCAGACUUUCAACGAAAAGAAAUCCCAAUGGGUUGCCCGUUUGGUUGACUGAAACUGAUAAAGGACAGUCAGAAUUAAUGGACAAAAUUCAGCCAUCCACUGCAUUCAUCACUAGACUUAGGUCAAGGCGAACUGACCUUGACCAGAGACGUUGCCAACAGGUCCAGGCAACACCCCAUCCACUCCUGCCUCACUAUCUCCCUUUAUCUUUUUUAUAUUUUACUUCUUUCAAACGCUUUUUCUUUCUUUUGAUUUACAUAACAUCUUUUCUAUCGUUUCUUUUAUUUUGUCUUUCUUUUUGUUUUACUUUUUUCCGUUUUGGUACGUUUUUGCUGUUCAUUCCUUCCUUUUAUUCGUUUUUUCUUUCUUCUUUUCUUUCCUUCUUUCUUUUAACAUGUUCCUUCCUUAUUUCGCUUUUAUACUGUUUAUUCAUUAUUUUUUUUUUACUUUUCUUCCUUUUUUUUCUCUUUUUUUGCUUUCUUUCCCUCCUUCAUUUCCUUUUACAUAUCCUCCCUCUUCAUUCCUCUUUUUUGCUUUUCUUUCUUUAUCUUUCUUCUUUUUUUUUUUACAUUCCUUCUCACUUUCACUUUUAUAACAUAUUUUCAUCGCUUUCUUUUGCUUUCUUCAUCUAUCGCUGCUAUUCUUUUAUUUUCUUCUUUUUUUUUCUCUUGAAUGAUUCCUUUCUUUUUAUUCCUUCUUAUUUCUUUAUCUACUUCUUUGUCCCCAUUUUAGUUUUUUGUUCUUUAUUUCCUGUUUACAUCAUGGAGUUUAUUUCCCUUUAUUUUCUAGUCCGGAUUUAUUGCCAAUCAUUUUCUGUCUUUCUUUCUUUCUUUCUUUCUUUCUUUCUUUCUUUCUUUCUUUCUUUCUUUCUUUCUGUCAUUCUGUUUUUCUUUCUUUCUUUCUUUCUUUCUUUCUGUCAUUCUGUUUUUCUUUCUUUCUUUCUUUCUUUCUUUCUGUCAUUCUGUUUUUCUUUCUUUCUUUCUUUCUUUCUUUCUGUCAUUCUGUUUUUCUUUCUUUCUUUCUUUCUGUCAUUCUGUUUUUCUUUCUUUCUUUCUUUCUGUCAUUCUGUUUUUCUUUCUUUCUUUCUUUCUUUCUUUCUGUCAUUCUGUUUUUCUUUCUUUCUUUCUUUCUUUCUUUCUUUCUGUCAUUCUGUUUUUCUUUCUUUCUUUCUUUCUUUCUUUCUGUCAUUCUGUUUUUCUUUCUUUCUUUCUUUCUUUCUUUCUGUCAUUCUGUUUUUCUUUCUUUCUUUCUUUCUUUCUUUCUGUCAUUCUGUUUUUCUUUCUUUCUUUCUUUCUUUCUUUCUUUCUGCUAAUUACUAUUUCUUUAUUUGUUUUUCUUUCUUAAUAUUCUAUUCAUAUAUUCAUUGCUUAUUUUAUAAUGCUUUACUUCUUUCAUUUUUCAUUUUCAUUUAUUCAUUCCUUUUAUUCUUAAUUUUUUCUUUCCGUCUUUGUUUUAUUCUUUUUUUUUUAAUUAUUCUUUUUCUUGAUACUCUUAUUUUUCUUUCUUUUCUUCAUUCUGUUAUUCGUCUUUCUUUCAUCCAUUCAUUGAUUCUACUCAAACUUUCUCACUUCAUCUCGCCAUCUGCCUCUUCUCUCUUAUAUCUAUGGAUUUGUUUUUGUUCAGUCAUAUUUUUUCCCCGAAUUUUCAUUUUCUUCUUUAUUUUCUUCGAAAUUUUUUAA
Messenger RNA from Acanthosepion pharaonis, 1770 nucleotides. Lineage: Eukaryota; Metazoa; Mollusca; Cephalopoda; Sepiida; Sepiidae. The record is from the annotation of a GenBank genome assembly.